CGUUCCAGUCGAGUGGAACAAACAGCGGAGACGGAGCGGCACGCCGCGUUAGAUCACCACGCACACACACACACAUAUAUAUUUAUAUAUAUACACACGCACGCGCGCGCACGUAAACAACAGACCGUGGAAUCGCUCACGUUGUUUUUUAUUAUUUAAAAAAUAUUUUUUUUGUGAGAAAACAGCCCCGAGCCGCGGCGCAAGAAGUCACCGUCUGCAGCCGGGAGGCUUUGAGGAAACGACAAAAGCCAGUCAUCAUGUGAAAGAACUUAUGUGGGGAAAAAAGAAAGGGCUGGAAUACGAGCGGAAUAGAAAGUAAAAGGGCGUGAGCGGAAUGUCCGUGGAUGAGAAGCCUGAAGCCCCCAUGUAUGUGUAUGAGUCGACGGUUCAUUGUACCAAUAUCCUACUCUGCCUCAACGACCAGCGGAAGCAGGAUAUCCUGUGCGAUGUGACUGUCCUGGUGGAGGGCAAGGAGUUCCGAGGGCACCGGGCCGUGCUGGCUGCCUGCAGCGAGUAUUUCCUCCAGGCCCUGGUGGGCCAGGCAGAGAAUGGCUUGGUCGUUAGCCUUCCUGAAGAGGUCACUGCCAGGGGAUUCGCCCCAUUGUUGCAGUUUGCCUACACUGCUAAGCUGUUACUCAGCAGAGAAAACAUCCAGGAGGUCAUCCGCUGUGCUGAAUUCCUGCGCAUGCACAACCUUGAGGACUCAUGCUUUCGCUUCCUGGAAGCUCAGCUGCGUAGUGAGGAGGACAGCGUGCUGCUUUGCCACAAGGUGGUGACAGAGGCAAACAACUCAGAGGAUGAGAGUAUGCAGUCAGAGGUAGAAAGGCCCUCAUCCCCCAGGGCACGGCAUUGUGCAGAUGCCUUCACCUCCUUUCGAUGCCCUGAUGAUGAUCGGCUAGCAAUGGCAAUGCCCAGUAACUUCACAGAUGGCCGGCUCGACUUUGAUCGACACGGAGCGUCAGACCUGCCGCGAUGCCCCAAGUACAGGAAAUACCAGUGGGCUUGCAACAAGCACAAUAAUGACACCUCCUCAAAUACCAGUACCUCAGGUUUUCCAAGCACAUUAAAGGAGAGCGUUGUUAGUGGGGCAGUGCCAGGUCAGGGUAGGCUGCCUUUGGCACAGAUCAAAGUUGAACCACAGGCAGACGAAGAGGCCAUUUCAUUGUGCCUGUCAGGGGAUGAGCAGGAUGUCAGGGAUAAGGACAGCGUGACAGCCAUGGAAAUGGAUAACCCCAUAUCUGUGGAAAGAACCAAGAGAACCAAGUCCCCUACCUGUCUCCGAACCUUAUUCAAGAAAGGGGUGGACCUCCCCAGUCUGCCCAACACAUCACAGCAGCUAUUCGCUAACAGACUUGUCUGCACCCAGGACAAAGGAAACUCUCAGGGAGAUCAUAAAAAAGACUUCAGGCCUUUCACUGGGGAGCAGGGUCAGUCUGUUUCAUCCCCAAAGGAGGUGGAUGCUUACCCUGCAGGGCUGUCCCUCAAAUCUGCUUCCUGUGAUGGAGUCUGCAAACAGGAAGUUGAGAUAGACCGGCGUAGUGUCAUAUUUUCUUCAGGGGCCUGCAACCGUCUGGGAACGCCAGCGCAUUCCUACCCUGGUGGGAACUCUUUGGAGAUGGAGCUUUCUGAGCACAUGACAAAGGGUCUAUGGGCUGGAGCUAGUCAGUCCCUCCCCACCUCCCAGACCUAUUCUCCCAGCACCACUUCCUCUGAGCCUUCAGUCCUGUGCCGCCCACGGCCCAACACCAGCUGCCCAGUGCCAAUCAAAGUAUGCCCACGCUCACCGCCUUGUGAGACACGCACCAGGACUUCCAGCUCCUGCUCCUCGUACUCCUAUGCGGAGGACGGCAGCGGAGGCUCUCCCUGCAGCUUGCCCCAGUUUGAGUUCUCCUCAUCACCAUGCUCCAACGUGGCACGCUGCCUCAAUGUGGACCAGCAAGAGCAAAGUGUGGGAGGGGAUGCCCUUUUUAACCAGGUGCGGCCCAAGAUCAAAUGUGAGCAGUCCUAUGGCACCAACUCCAGCGAUGAGUCAGGCUCUUUCUCAGAGGGAGACAGCGAGUCUUGCAAUGUGCAGGACCGAGGGCCAGAGGUGAAGCUUCCUUUCCCCGUAGAUCAAAUCACGAAUCUUCCACGGAACGACUUCCAAAUGUUGGUGAAAAUGCACAAACUGACUUCGGAGCAGCUCGAGUUCAUCCACGACGUAAGGAGGCGGAGUAAGAACCGCAUCGCGGCGCAGCGCUGCCGAAAGAGGAAACUCGACUGUAUCCUGAAUCUGGAGUGUGAGAUCAGAAAACUGGUGUGUGAGAAGGAGAAGUUGCUGACGGAGAGAAACCAGUUGAAGGCGUGUAUGGGUGAGCUGUGGGAGAACUUCUCCUGCCUGUCGCAGGAGGUGUGCAGGGACGUCCAGCUGAGCCCCGAGCAGGUCCAGUCUUUACACCACUACUGCCCCGUGCUGCGGCCAGCCAACUCAACUGCCAGCAACAACGCUGCCCACAAUCCCAGCAAGCCAGCCCACAGCGCCUCCACCGCCGCCACCAGCAUCGACCUCACCGCCCACUCCAGCUCUCCCACGCCGGAGCCCAGCUUUCACGGCUCGCCUGGCCCCUCGGAGAGCGAGCCCGACUCGGCCGUCAGAAACGGCGCAGACAAAGAUGGAGAUGCCCAAGAUGCUAGCUCGUACGCACAGUCGGGGCUGUCUGUGGAAAAUUCCAGCCAGACGGUAACGGUGGAUUUUUGCCAGGAAAUGACUGACAAAUGUACAACUGACGAGCAGCCAAGGAAGGACUGUACUAAGUAGUGGUUAUUCUCUGUGUCAUUGUUUUGGAUGUUUUUUUAUUAUUUAAUUUUACUCUUCUGACAAACCCUUUCUCGGGGUUGUUGAGAUGGUCAGCCUCCGCCAGUGUUCACUGAAAAAAAACAAGCUUUGUUUGUAUUUAUGUCUUUUUGUGCUGUCUUGUUUUUGAACAGUUGACACUAAAGUUGUCUUAACAGCAGCAAUACUGUUCUCCAGGUAUUCUCCUCUUACCAUGACAGAGUGGGAACUUCUCACCAAACCCUUACGACGGUGCUAUACUUCCCCCGGCAGCAACCUCUACAGUGGAGACUCUGUCCUUCAUAUGUCUCACAUCAGUCAAAGCAAAACCUCAUCGGACCUAUACAGCAGCUCAUUUUGUCCUUCUGUGUACCAACAGUAUCUCUGUUCUUGCCUUUCUCUUUCUAUUUUUUCCCCUCUUCUCUUUUCCCACUCUGUCUCUAUCAAUCUCUUCUACCUCUUUCUGUCUCACUCUGUCUUUCUUUCUUUCCGCCUUUCUUUCUCUCUGUGUGUUCCUUUUCUCGUUAUAUCUCAGUGGCCCUUUUUGUCACAGCAAUUCAAACUCAGGAAGUUAAAAAAAUAAAUAAAUAAAAUCCUCUGAAUGUUCAACCGAAUUCAUGAAAAAUGACAAAACAGCUUCUGUACGCAAGGAAGUUAAUGAUGCAGUGAGACUGUAAAAUGUUCAUAUGCAAAAAUGUCUUCAAGCGUCUCGCAUUUGUAUUUCUGUACAGGAGAAUUUUGUACAGGCUGUAACCGAAAACAUUCCUCUUAUGCCUUCCACCACACUGAAUCGAAAAGGAAAAAAAAGGCUUUUUUGCAGUUCAAAGGCUAGUUUUUAUUUUCCCACACAUCAGCAAUACCAUUGUAUUUGGAUGUUGUAACAGUGACUUUCAAGUACUUGUUUGGCAUAAGUGUAUAUAGCCUAGUAUGGAGCAUGAUGACUGUAACAGUGAUUUUGUACAGGUAGAGGCAUAGAUGUUUCUUUUUCACCGGGGUUAUAUCAAGCACCUUUUUGCUAAGGGAAAAUCUUUGCUUUGCUGUUUCCUGUCCUGCCUAACGAAUGCUUCCCAUCAUGGUGGGUGUUCUUAAACUCAGGAAAUCAGCUCAACACACAUGUAGACACUCACACGCGCACACAGUACAUACAGACACACGUGGCUACACACAAUGUAAAAUUUUGAGCCCCUUGCACGUAUUAAAGAUAGACAUACAUGUUUUUAAAUGCGUUGGCUCAGGCCAGCUCCUCUACACCUUCAACUCCUCUGAAAAUUUGAAAGAAAAAAAACAUUUCUUUCUCGGUUAUUCCUUUAAUUUAAGAGUAAAACUUAUUUAGCGAUGCUAAUUGUGUACACUCAUGGACAUGCUUUGAGUUUCUUCAGUGAUGUUGUCAUUUGACGUUCGUAGACGGUAAAAAGUUUUUUUUUUUUUUCCAAAUAGAUCCCAAAUAAAAUAUAAAAAUUGACAAAAUUUAAGAAAAGGAAUAGAAUAAAAUUAAAGAAAGGAAACUCAAUUCAGGCAUAUUGUUUCCUGCCCCAGACGCUCAGAGCAUUUAAGCACUUCAAGGGUUUUUGACUUUGCAGUAGACCCAAUAAAAGUCUGAGAAUGGAGCACUUAAAUUGGCACUUAAGCAGGAAGCAUUUUGCUGGAAAGAUUAUAUGAUUAUGUAAUCAAAACAAAAUAUGUCUAUGAAGAGUCUGAAACCUUAAUGGAAAGGAAAAGGAAGCUAACGUUUUAAUAUAUGAGUGUUCACACCCUGUAUUUCUUUAGGAAUUGAAUAAGCUAAUUCAGAAUUCAUUCGAUGUGAAAGCAGUGUAUGUGUUGUCCAAACGAUUGAGUAACAAUCAUAUAAGAUAGUACCAUGUUUGCCCUGCAUUUGUGCAUUCGUUUGAGCAUCCUACUUUGUGAUGUGCAUGCUGCCUAUAUCUAUAAGCCUAGUUAGUUGGUCUAGCUUUUGUUUUGCCUUGUAAUUUCUCUCUGGAGGAGUCUGCUUUCAAUUUUUUUUUUAAAUUGUUAUUAUUAUAAUUUUUUUUUCAUUUCUGUGUACAAAGAAGCUGAAUCGAGGUCAACCUUCAACUAGAGGCAGGCUGUGAAAUGCAAACUGGCCACGCUCUAGCUCAAAAGGUUGAAUUCAGCUGGAAUGUAAAGUUGUUUCCCACUCUUUAAAGCCCCAAUCCAAUAUGGUGCUUACUGUUACACAACAGAGCUAAAGCUAACGCUACAUCAUAAUGUCUCUCACAGAUUUACAUAGCAGCUCCAGUAUCUCAGUACCUCAGCUGAUUCCAUCAAUUGAUUUGCUAAGUGCAAAAGUGACGGCAGUCUUGUGGCAGCGCAAGUGAACAUUAAUGUGAAUAUUUGCUUGUUGUUCAAUUUUAACUCAAAAUUAGUUUGUUAAAAUCAAACAACUUGAAUAUAUGAACUAAUCUUCAGGGAGAAUGAUGGGUAUAUUUUGCAAUUUUGUACCCUGAACCAUUCAUUGAAUAUCAAAGAAAAUACCAGGAAAACAAUGAUGAAGAUUCAAAUUGAAUUAUUGAACAAUCAGUGUGAUCAUUUUAUGGACAGGUUAAUCUAGGGUUGGGGCUUUAAAGUUUGGAUGACAUUUUGUUUUUCAUUCUGUUUUUUUUUCUCCCCUUUUACUGAUGUAAAUUUUAGAUGUAGUUUAAAAUAGCAGUCUCACGCGUGAGACUGUUUCUGUGGACAGAGAAAACUCUUGUGUAUUUUAUGAUCCCGUCUUUAAAUUAUUAAAAGACUGGUCCCUAUUUUGUAGAGUACACAGACCCAUACAAGACACACACACACACAUCCACAUACAUGUGCAUUCAUAUAACACACGCACAGAACAUACAUGUUGGCACAGCCUGAUUGCGGAGCAGUAGUGAUUCUUUGUUGACUGAUGUGGUUUCUUGUGUUUGUUGAGCUCUGUUUUUUUUGUUUUUUUUUUAAUCCCCCCCACACAUUUGUGCUCUUUUCGUUCUUGUACACAUAUUUACUGAAGCAGAACAGUAUUUACCCCAUGCUGACAUUCUACCGGGUUCAUGCCAGAAAACUAGAGUGGGUCAAUCUACUUUAAAAAAAAAAAAAAAAAAAAAAAAAAAAAAUCUUCUGCAAACAUUAUGCAACUCUUUUUCUUAUCAUUUUCAUUUGCUUGUCCUUCAACUGAAGAAGCCUGAUGUUGCGCUGGAGAGCAUGGACUCAUUCUAUUGGGAAAGGACACACUCAUUAAGUUUAUUUUGUACAUUUUUAUAACAAAAGGCCCUUGGUCUCACCUGAGGUUUUCACAUAAUACUAAACUGCUCUAAGAAUUCUUGUAUUACCUACUGUUUGUUGCUAAUUCAUCUCAAGUACCUCCGACAUUCCCACUGAGCAAAAAAGGAAGGUCCAGAAAGAUUUGUGUCCAAACCUCUAUGCCCUUUGAUUCUUGUUGCAUGCUCCUUUGACCCUCUUUGGUCAAAUUACAACAACAGGCAUCCUCAGUUCCAGUGGUGAGAAGCGUCUUUAAUGACAUCAUAAUACAGUGUAAUUUACAUGCAGACUGUCAUCUACUGUUAUUUUAACUGAGCUACUUCACAAACAGUGUCUAAUUUCUUGUGGUGUUGGCCUAUACAGAUAGUUUUGGUUUCAUUCUGGGCAUAUGCCUACACUCCGAAUUAAUGAUGAACAUUAGUUUGAGACGUUCCCAUAAAUGGAAAAAAGGAACACUUAGUAGCAGCAAUUUGUUUUAGUAACAACGCUCCAAAAAAGAAAAAGAAAACAAGAAAAAAAAUCCCAUAUUACAGUGGUGACAGAAAUCUCAACCACUAAGGUGUCAAAACCAAAGCUUUCUGCUUGGCCAAAUACCAGUGAUAGUGAGAAAAUGUAUUUUAUUGUCAUUUGGGUGAACUAUCGAUUUAGUGUCUCAGGGUGCCAAGCAUUUACAUUUGGUCUUUGUAUCACUCUAGAGCAAACUAUACUUUAUUUCAUUCAGUUUUUGUUUUACUUUUCUGUUUCUGACUCUGUUCAAAAAGGUAAACAAUGCCUUCUUGAGAAAGAACUGUUGUAUCAUUUAAAGCAGCAUUCGUUGAUUUUCUAUGGGCGUCAGAGUGAAGAUCAAGCUGUCCACAUAAUGUUGGCAUACUAUCAUCUCAUAUUUUUCGAAAGCAAACGUGUCGCCAGCAAAAAUAAAACACAUAUAAGUUGUGUUAGUGUCCACCUGAUGAAUGCAGGUUCAACAGUCACUAUCUUUUAGCUCUGUUUUUGGUCUCCACCAACUCGUGCUAAUAGCUCUUCAGCUGCUAAAUGCUACCCAGCUAGUAGCUGUUGUAGUAUUUCAGUCUGGGCAUGUAGCAUAAAUGGGUUUAUCAGUACUUCAGUAAAAAACAAGUACGUUUCCAGGUUAUAAAACCAAAACAGCAGGCUAAAAGAGGCUGAAAAGCUACGCCGAGCAAAGGUUGCUGACUCACUGCUAAUUUCAUCUUCAUCACAGUUAUGCAACUCAUCGUAUCGAUUAAUGCAGCUUCAAAAUGAUUUUAACCUUAGAAAACACCUGAAAUUUAUUCAAGAAUUGGACAUUUCGAUCUCAUGAUGAAUCCUCCAGGUUACUUGGUGCACUUCUUUGUUUAUGGCCAUUACAGAGGUUUGAUUUAUGUGAACAACUUUGCUGUUGUUGUAGCUCUGUAACUGAAUGCUCCUACAAUAUUUUUUUUUCUUUUUUUUUUUGGUGUGUAUUUGGCUUGUUCAGUUAAACACUUUUUGUCGCUGCUUAUCUGAAACAAACACUGGCUUUUCAACUCCAAAGGUUGUUCUAUGGAAGAAUACGAACAAAAACAUGCCUUUUCUCACAGUUGCUCAACUUUAUUGAAAAAAAAAAAAAAAAAAAAAGAAUCUGGUAUCCUGGUUGAAUGCACAGACUGCGAUCACUGAGUAAAAUAUAAAAAUGGAAUAUGUUUACAAAUAGGUGUCAUGUCAUGUUUGAUCAAUUCUUGCAAUGUAAAAAUGGCUCGGUUCAAUUGGACUGGUUCUUGGUGUUGUGUAAGAGACAAAGGAUGAGUUUCCUCGCCUUGUCUUUAAUCCACUUUUGGGAUGGGUCAGCAUUACAUGGAUACAAGUGCACCUCCGAUAUUUGCCUUAGAACUUGCAGAGGCCAUAGUUCACAUUCAAGUGAAGUGAGUGUAUGCAGGGGCCUGAGCCCCCAUCCCUGAGUCACCAGUGCGGACUUUCUCACACUUAUCUACCUGUGAAAUCCUUCAUACCUCUCAUAACUGGUCAAUGACUGUAUCAGCAAACUGCAUCAGGUGUUUUUUCUACAUGCUUUUUACACAGAUUAUAUGGAUAAUUGUAUUAGUAGAUUUUGGUGCAUAAUUUUUAAUGUAAUAGCUCCUAAGCUUGUAGGUCAAGUUGUUGUUUUUUUUCUCUCAUUUUUCUAGAUGACUGUUUUGUGUUAAUAUUGUCAGUUUGAAAUAGCUGUUAUUUGCUUAUUCUCUACUAAGAGUUCUUACCUAAUUUUUAAAUGCUACAUGACCCUAAUUGAGUAAAUGACUUAAUAACCAUUGUAAAUACAGUAUUGUGCAAACUCCAUUUUCAUUCAUUUCAAUUGCUAGUGUUAUAUAAAUGACUUUUUUGUCUAGACACCAUUUCUCUUUAUGAAAUAAAGAAACAUGCAUAUCA
This is a messenger RNA of Mugil cephalus (flathead mullet), 8452 nucleotides long. It is a transcript of the gene bach2b, whose product is annotated as BTB and CNC homology 1, basic leucine zipper transcription factor 2b. Gene Ontology annotation, molecular function: RNA polymerase II cis-regulatory region sequence-specific DNA binding; protein binding; DNA-binding transcription factor activity, RNA polymerase II-specific. The coding region runs from base 335 to 2797 and encodes 820 amino acids. The record is from RefSeq and is a predicted model, not a curated record. Lineage: Eukaryota; Metazoa; Chordata; Actinopteri; Mugiliformes; Mugilidae. The transcript has 5 exons. Gene Ontology annotation, biological process: regulation of transcription by RNA polymerase II.